AUGCUGGAAGGUCAUGUGCCUUCUCUCACUGCGUCGGUUCCAUGGCGGGCAAGGCGGCGGCGGCUGCAGCUGCGGCGGCCGUGAAGGCGGUGGCUGUGGUGAAGGAGGCGGCGGUAGAGAGCUACCAGUAUUCGUGGAGGGAGAAGCUUGUCAAAUACAAGGACGAGCUCGCCAAGGGCGUGUGGGGCUACUGGGAGCUCGGCGCCUGGAAGCCCUUAUCGCUCAGUGCUCGCAAGCGAGCCCGGCUCCGCAAGGAGGUUCUUCUUGCUGGAGAGGAUUGGCCUUAUGAUCCCCCGAGGAAGGAGAUGAGGAACAAGAGGAAAGGUCACAAAUGCGAUCGCGUGUCUGCGGAGAAGCGGGCAAAAACUGCUGAAUUGAUGAAGAAGAUGCCCGAUAUGCUACUGGAUUAUAAGAAGCGCAGGUGGGAAAAGAAAAUGAAAGAGGAAGGAGGAGGAAAGAACUGAAAACAUAUGGUGGAAGUCAUCUCCGUUCGAGGAAUAAGCAUUUUGAGAUCUGCAAUUACGAUACAAUCUGUUUGAAUUAUUUGUUACGAAGAUGUUGUUAAUGAAAAUUUUACGUCAUGGAACACCUGCUAUUUCUUCAGCACAUUAGCUUUUUCACCGGUUCUGGUUGACUAAACUUUAUAAAUGAUCUUGCUGAUUGCCAUGCAUUUGUUGUAUUCAAUCUCAGUAAAACGCCAAAAUGGAAUCAAGUUAUUCAUAUAUAUUUUCACA
Molecule: messenger RNA, 734 nt
Organism: Musa acuminata AAA Group (dessert banana)
Lineage: Eukaryota; Viridiplantae; Streptophyta; Magnoliopsida; Zingiberales; Musaceae
Exons: 4
Coding region: 42-464 (140 amino acids)
Source: RefSeq, a predicted model, not a curated record